GCCGACGGUGAUCGGUGCCGCGGCCAAUGAUCGGCCAACCGACCGUGAGCGCCGCGGCUGUGGCGCUGACCGUGGCGAUCGUGGCCGUGGUCGCGCUGUGGACGCCCGCCGCAUCCGCGGCCACGCUCACGCGGGUCGUCCAGACCCGGUACGGAAAGCUUCAGGGCGUGGUGCGCACCGUGGACGCGGCCGUGUCCGCGACUCCCGGCGCACCUCCGUCCGCCACCGUCGACACGUUCCUGGGCGUGCCGUACGCAACGCCGCCCGUCGGCUCCAACCGUUUUGGCCCCACUCGCACCCCGUCGCCUUGGGACGGCGUCCGCAUGGCCGACGCCCCCGGGCCCGUGUGUCCGCAACGCUUGCCGGACGUGUCCAACGAGACGGCAGCCCUCAACCGCAUGCCCGUCGGCCGGCUCGUCUACCUCAAGCGCCUGUUGCCGUACCUGCGCAACCAGUCCGAGGAUUGCCUGUAUCUGAACAUCUACGCCCCAUCACAAGGGAGCAGAAUCGUCCGAAAGUAUCCCGUAUUGGUGUUCAUACACGGGGAAUCGUACGAGUGGAAUUCCGGCAACCCUUACGACGGACGAGUGUUGGCCAGCAACGCGGAAUUGGUCGUGGUCACGUUGAACUACAGACUCGGCAUAUUGGGAUUUUUGAACGCCAACGGUUCGCCCAAUUCGAGGGCCCGAGUGGCCAACUACGGCCUUAUGGAUCAAAUAGCCGUGCUCCACUGGGUGCAACAAAACAUUGUACUGUUCGGCGGUGAUCCGGAGAACGUUUCUUUGAUGGGUCACGGGCCCGGAGCCGCUUGCAUAAACUUCUUGAUGAUAUCACCAACAGUGGUUCCAGGACUUUUCCGUCGGGCGAUACUGCUGUCGGGUUCAGCACUGAGCAGUUGGGCUCUGGUCGAGGAUCCCGUAUCGUACGCCCUGGACCUAGCCAAGCAGGUGAACUGCACAACCGACGGGACCGGAAACAAUCCGGAACCGAUCGUGGACUGUCUGCGGGAAGUGCCCCUGGACCUGUUGAUGUCUGCCGGCGUCGCGUUGCCCACGUACCUGAGCGCUUUCGGGCCCAGCGUUGACGGGGUGGUGGUGAAGAGCAACUACCAGGAGGACGUCAUCACCAAUCUGCUACCAGAGUUUGACGGGUACAGCGGGUCCAGCGUGGCUUUCGGUGCACGCAAGUUUCAAAAGUUCGAAUUUGGCAGUGGCAUCAACAAGUACGACCUGCUGUUUGGUGUCGUCACGAGCGAGGCGCUCUGGCGAUUCAGUUCCAACGACAUACAGGCCGGCUUCGAAGGUGACCGCCGAGACAAAAUCCUGCGCACUUACGUCCGGAAUGCAUACAGCUAUCACCUGUCCGAGAUAUUCUUCACCAUCGUCAACGAGUACACGGACUGGGAGAGGACUGUCCUGCACCCAAUCAACACCAGGGACGCGACGAUUGCUGCUCUGAGCGACGCCCAGUACGUGGCGCCUCUGGUGCACACAGGUGACAUGCUCAGCCAGCCGAAGACACCUGCUGCCGACGACCUCAACAAGGACCGCAGGACCAAAUCCUUUUUCUACGUGUUCGACUAUCAGACCAGGGACGGUGACUAUCCUCAGAAAUAAAUAUACAUAAACAAUGAGGAGAUUGGAUCAAAAAUCAAAAUUUAGACUAUAAUACGUUAAUAACCACUUUGUAGCAUUUUUAUCACAAUAGUAAUUUGAAA
This is a messenger RNA of Myzus persicae (green peach aphid), 1717 nucleotides long. Its product is annotated as neuroligin-1-like. Gene Ontology annotation, cellular component: cell surface; synapse; postsynaptic membrane. The record is from RefSeq and is a predicted model, not a curated record. Gene Ontology annotation, biological process: synaptic vesicle endocytosis; presynaptic membrane assembly; neuron cell-cell adhesion. The transcript is spliced from 6 exons. Gene Ontology annotation, molecular function: signaling receptor activity; neurexin family protein binding. NCBI's taxonomy places the organism in Eukaryota, Metazoa, Arthropoda, Insecta, Hemiptera, Aphididae. Bases 27 to 1616 code for a protein of 529 amino acids.